Molecule: messenger RNA, 2107 nt
Organism: Styela clava
Lineage: Eukaryota; Metazoa; Chordata; Ascidiacea; Stolidobranchia; Styelidae
Product: annexin A13-like
Biological process (GO): endosome transport via multivesicular body sorting pathway
Cellular component (GO): plasma membrane; vesicle membrane; nucleus
Molecular function (GO): phosphatidylserine binding; calcium-dependent phospholipid binding; calcium ion binding
Source: RefSeq, a predicted model, not a curated record
UUGGAAAAUAAUUAACUCGACCUACGCGUCAUCCUCGUCCUAUAUGAUUUACGCAUACGUUGAUCAGACUUGGUAACCCAGACAUUUACAUCCGUAGUUAGCCAUAUCGUCGUAAUUGUCCACCGGGAAUUAAACGAAGGUACUGAGACCAGACUUCAGAUACUUCACCGUGGAAUCAAACUAGUUUAGCAAGCAAGAUGGCAACAAACAAGCCAACUGUUGUUCCUGUGGAUCACUUCGAUCCUGCCGAAGAUUGCCGACGUCUUCACAAGGCCAUGGCGGGUAUGGGUACGAACGAAAAGGCUUUGAUAGAAGUUUUAGCAAAGAGAUCUGCCGCUCAGCGACAGAUUCUCAUAAAGAAAUACGAAGAAGAAUACAAAAAACCAUUGAUCAAAACUUUACAGAAGGAAUUAAGAGGAGAUUUUGAAAAGCUAGUUCUUGCUUGCAUGGAUCUUCCUGCUGUAAUGGAGGCAAAGAAAGCACAAAAAGCUACAAAAGGGAUGGGAACAAACGAAGCAGCACUGGUAGAUGUCGUCUGCACCAAGGAUAAUACUGAAAUUGAAAAAUUGAAGGCUGCCUAUCAACUCGUAUUUGAGCGUAGCUUGAUCGAAGAUGUUCGCAGGGAUACUUCGGGAGAUUUCCAGAAAGUUCUUCUAACGAUUCUUCGAUGUGAACGAUCGGAUUCUGAUAAAGUCGACGAAGAAGAAGCAGAAGUUGAAGCUAAAGCUUUAUUCAAGGCUGGAGAGGGCAAACGUGGAACGGACGAAAAUGUUUUCACCGAAAUUUUGUGCAAACGUAACUUUUGUCAGUUGAGAGAAAUUUUCAAACAAUACGAAAAGGUUGCUGGGCACGACUUUGAAAAAGCUGUCAAAUCAGAAACCUCAGGAGACUUACAGAAAGCUUAUUCCACAAUUGUAUCUGUUGCUAAAGGCGUGCAUGAAUAUUAUGCUGACAAAAUUGAAGCUUCUAUGAAGGGAAUGGGUACAAAAGAAGUUGCUUUGAUACGUUACAUUGUGCUGAGGCUUGAGGUUGACAUGGUUAACAUCAAAGAGAAAUAUCAUCAAAAAUUCAACAAAACAUUGGAGCAAGCAAUUACCAAAGAAACAAGCGAAAAGAAUCUACACAUCAAGAUGGGAAAUAUGGAAAUGCGCCCCACCGUGACUCCGGUUGAUGAUUUUAGCCCAGAGGCAGAUUGCGAAACAUUGAGAGAUGCAAUGUCAGGACGAGGAACCGAUGAAGAUGAAAUCAUGGCAAUUCUUGCAAAUAGGUCCACCCUUCAGCGGCAAAUACUGAAAGAAAAGUAUGAGAGUGAAUACGGCGACGAAUUAUUACGAGAUCUCAAGAGGGAACUUCGUGGUGACCUUGAGGAUUGUAUCAUGGCUGUCAUGGACCCACCUGCAGUCUACGAAGCUAGACAAUUAAGAAAAGCCAUGGUUGGACCAGGAACUGAUGAUGAAAUCUUGAUUGAAAUUAUUUGCACAAAAAGCAAUGAAAGAAUUGAAGCAAUCAAGGCUGCAUACGCUAUUGUAUUCGAAAGAAGCUUGAUGGAAGAUGUGAGAGACGAAACAUCGGGUGAUUUCAAGACUCUUCUUUCCAUGAUGUUGCUUGCAGAGAGAGACGAAUCCUGGGAGAUUGACGAAGACGCUGCGGAAGCCGAUGCUCAGGCAAUUUAUGAUGCUGGAGAAGGAAGGUGGUUCGGUACAGAUGAAAACGAAUUCACAAAAGUCUUAGCUUUUAGAAAUUAUCUUCAACUGAGACUGGUAUUCCUCAAAUAUGCUGUAAUUGCUGGAAAUACAAUCGAAGAAGCAAUUGAGUCUGAAACUUCAGGAAACCUCCAAAAAGCAUAUCUUGCCAUCUGCUCAAUCACCAAAGAUGUGCAUGGUUACUACGCACAGAAGUUACAUGAUGCCAUGCGUGGAGUUGGAACUGAUGACGAUGCCCUGAUUCGAUUCAUUGUUGUCAGAUCUGAGUUCGAUCUUGGAAACGUCAAAGAUGCCUACAGAGAAAAAUUCGACAACGGUUUGUGGGCAGAUAUUUCUCAAGAAUGCAAAGGAGACUACAGACGUAUGUUGCUAUCUUUGAUUCGUGAAGAUUAAAAUGAAUCCAG